This is a messenger RNA of Vicia faba (fava bean), 1464 nucleotides long. The record is from the annotation of a GenBank genome assembly. Lineage: Eukaryota; Viridiplantae; Streptophyta; Magnoliopsida; Fabales; Fabaceae.
AUGGCUUCACAACAACAAUUCCGUAAUGUAGACCCAACAAUUUGGCUAGAAUUUGCUGGAGAUUCUUUCACAAUUCCGAAACUCCAUUCUAAAGUAUAUUAUUUUCCAAUAGGCCAUUUAGAACAAUGUCCUAAAACCCCUAGCACUCAAGCACCCUCCCUCUUCAGUCCAUUCAUUAUUUGCACAGUCUCCUCUGUUGAUCUCCUUGCAGAUCCUGAAACUGAUCAAAUCUUUGCAAAACUACUCCUCACUCCCGUCAUUGACGCAACUGUUGUUCCUCUCGAGGUUAUCAAUGAAGAAGACAAUGGUGAUCAUGUUGUUUCCUGUGCCAAGACUCUAACUAUUUCUGAUGCUAACAAUGGAGGUGCAUUCUCUGUACCUAAGGCCUGCGCCAAAUUAAUCUUUCCGCAGCUUGACUUGACUACUUCAUUGCCGUCUCAAGAACUCUCCGUCACAGAUGUUUGCGGUGUUGUCUGGACCUUUUCCCACGUCUAUCGCGGGAAUCCCAAGCGACACUUAUUCACCACUGGCUGGAGUGCAUUUGUUGACAAGAAGCAACUCGUCGGUGGGGAUACCCUUGUUUUCAUUAAAAACUCAGCUGGAGAGAUAUUUGUUGGAAUCCGCCGCAAAAAUAUGUUCGGUGCCCCUAAUAAAAUAACCGACCAGGCGGUUAUCAAUGCAGUAGAAUUGGCUGUGAAGAAUACACCAUUUGAAGUCUUGUGUUAUCCAACGGUUGAUGGUUUUGAUUUUGUGGUGGGAGAUAAAGUUUUUGAGGAUGCAAUGAAGAUUGAUUGGAAAACUGGAAUGAGAGUUACUCACAAAGUGAAGGGACGUUCAACUUUUCAUGGGACAAUAUCUGCAAUCUCCCAUUCUCAUCCAUGGUGCAUGCUAGAGAUUAAAUGGGAUGAACUCAACGUUUCGGAGAAUCUAAAAUAUGUAAAUCCGUGGCAAAUUGAACCUGAUUUUGACAUACCUUUACUGCAUCAACUAUUCCCUCCAACAAAACGGCUAAGAGUUUCUCAAGAGUUUGGCUUAUUAAGUGAUACAAAGAGAACUUCUUCAGUUUCAAUGGUUUCAUUGGAACCCUUGAACCAAACACUUUUGAAUUUUGAUGGCAUACUAAGAGACGGGCAAAAUCAUUUUUCCACAUCAACUACACCCAACUCUUUGAAAGAUAGUUCAUUUGAGAAAAGUUUAAUGAAAGGGUCUAAUAAUGUGCCAACUGAGAUAAACACUAGCGGUCAUAUAUUUGAUAACCGUGAUAACUUGAACUCUUCUAAAACAAAGUUAAUUGAUAUCCACAACAGCAACACCGAAAUAGUUAGACCUGAUUAUAUAAUAUUAUUUGGUAAGAUCGUGCGGCCUGCUGAAAAAAAUUUGGAUGAUUCUGCUAUUAUACGAGCUGAUGGUCGUGAGAUGAGCAAUAAAGUUGAAGAUACAAUCAAAUCUAUUGAAAAGAAAUAG